AUGGCCCACGUUGACUACCCAACACUGCUGGUACACUGGCUCUUCAGUUUCUUAGCGGCUGCUAUCAUAGUCGCACGGGUUGUAGGGCGCAAAAUCGUCUGGCGUAAGCUGAACCUGGGCGACUGGCUCAGCAUAGCAGCGGUUGUCUGCAUCAUAAUCCGCCUUAUUAUGAUUCAUUUUGUCUUGACGUUGGGAACGAGCAACGUACCAGCAGAUUAUAGGAGGUCACAUCAGUUUACUCCUCAAGAGAUUGCCGAACGCGAGAUUGGGGGCAAGCUGGCCCUCGCCAACCGUGUCUUUUACAACACCUAUUUGUGGUUGCAAAAGCUUGUCCUCUUGGAUGUCUACCGCAGACUGUACCAGAACCUGCGAUUCGAAAAGAUAGUCGUCACCAGCAUACUGGUGAUAUUCUUUGGCACGUAUGCUGCCUGCCAAAUUACAACCUUUAUCGAGUGUAAACCGAUACAGCUGUACUGGCAAGUGGUGCCAGAUCCUGGCUCUUGCGUCAAGGCACAAUUGCAGCUCAUGGUGGUUGGUGUGACAAACAUCGUGACCGACUUCAUCCUCCUCGUCCUACCGCUGCCAAUUGUCCACCAGAUGCUCUCGGCGACGUUGCAACGCAAGGUUCAGCUCGUUGCCCUCUUCAUGCUGGGAAUCUUUAUCAUCGUCAUCACCGCCGUCCGCCUCCCUAUCAACUACAACAACGCCGAAAGCCAGCUCAGUCGAACCACAUGGGCCAGCACCGAGCUGGUCGUGGCUGCCUUUGUGGUCAACGCCCCGACCAUGUACGGGCUCUGGAACAAGCGGCGACAAGAUAGCAAGAACAGUGCUUCGUCCCACUUCACGGGCUCGGGAAUGUACGGCCUCGGGACGAGCAGGACCCAUCGGAAGCUCCGCGAUGAGGAGAGUAGCGGCAGCGAUUCGUACGAGAUGGACAGCCCUAGGGGGUCUUCGGGGCCUCAGAGUCCCAAGAAUGCCAUCACUCUCACCAGAGAAGUGAUUGUACGGUCGGACACGAUACCACGGGCGGAGCGGGACAAUGAUCGUGCCAUGCAACCUAAUCCACAGGCAGCUUGGGAUAGCAGGAAGUAA
This is a messenger RNA of Pyricularia grisea, 1092 nucleotides long. RefSeq lists its product as uncharacterized. The transcript is spliced from 3 exons. Lineage: Eukaryota; Fungi; Ascomycota; Sordariomycetes; Magnaporthales; Pyriculariaceae. The record is from RefSeq and is a predicted model, not a curated record. The coding region runs from base 1 to 1092 and encodes 363 amino acids.